GAUAAGAGGUCAGAUAAGAGGGGGAGAGGCGGUCGGUGCUCAGUCUACCUCACCUGCAGUCACCAUGAAGCUGUCGUUGCACGUCGCUCUCCCGGCCAUCUUGUCGUUGGCGGCAGUCCUGGUGUCCGAGUGCCGCGCUGGAUUCGCCCUCGUGGGACCGGGCUGCCACGACACCAACGGCGUGACGUACCAGCCGGGUGACGUGUGGUACACGGGUAGGCAGUGCUCGCGCUACGGCUGCUUCAACAAAGACGGCGUCGCCAGCACCUUCUUGAUCACAUGCCCCAGCUACCCGAUCCCAGUGUGCAACUACCGCCUGGAGAGCUCCCCCAUCGCUCCGUUUCCCUUCUGCUGCAUCCACCCGGUGUGCGUGUCCGGCUAGCAACUGCCGCUGCACACCACCGCUGCCCACCACUGCGACACCGUCAACUCCGUCGUGCAGUCGCCUACACCAACACCAGCGUGCACCCGGGGGUGGACAACACGUUGUGGAGUGGGGGCAGAGGUCAAGCUUCUACCUCUACAUGCUGUCUUUACUUCACACCCGCUAAACUUGCAGCUUGUUGACUAUGAAACCAUAAACAACAAUAAACGUUUGGAGAAACUUGU
Molecule: messenger RNA, 609 nt
Organism: Pomacea canaliculata
Lineage: Eukaryota; Metazoa; Mollusca; Gastropoda; Architaenioglossa; Ampullariidae
Product: toxin-like protein 14
Exons: 3
Coding region: 65-382 (105 amino acids)
Source: RefSeq, a predicted model, not a curated record